Molecule: messenger RNA, 2163 nt
Organism: Mus caroli (Ryukyu mouse)
Lineage: Eukaryota; Metazoa; Chordata; Mammalia; Rodentia; Muridae
Gene: Asb8
Product: ankyrin repeat and SOCS box containing 8
Biological process (GO): intracellular signal transduction
Molecular function (GO): protein binding
Source: RefSeq, a predicted model, not a curated record
UCGGCCGGCUUGCGCUGUAAACCCCGGGGCUGAUGCGAGCCGCUUCUGCUUCCGGGUCACGCCUUGACAGCGGCUUCCCGGACCGAUCUGCCCCGCGGUUCGGCAGUCCGGAGCAUGUGAGCGCACUCUGAGCCCUGAUGAGCUCCAGCAUGUGGUAUAUUAUGCAGAGCAUUCAGAGCAAAUACUCCCUCUCCGAACGCCUGAUCCGAACCAUCGCCGCCAUCCGCUCCUUCCCACAUGACAACGUAGAGGACCUCAUCCGAGGGGGAGCAGAUGUGAACUGCACGCACGGCACGCUGAAGCCCCUGCACUGUGCCUGCAUGGUGUCCGACGCCGACUGCGUAGAGCUCCUCCUGGAGAAGGGAGCAGAGGUCAAUGCCCUGGAUGGUUACAACCGAACGGCCCUCCAUUAUGCAGCAGAGAAAGAUGAGGCUUGUGUGGAGGUCCUACUGGAGUAUGGGGCAAACCCCAAUGCACUGGAUGGCAACAGAGACACCCCGCUUCACUGGGCAGCCUUUAAGAACAAUGCUGAGUGUGUGCGGGCUCUCCUGGAGAGCGGAGCCUCGGUCAAUGCCCUGGAUUACAACAAUGAUACGCCGCUCAGCUGGGCUGCCAUGAAGGGAAAUCUUGAGAGUGUCAGCAUCCUUCUUGAUUAUGGUGCUGAGGUCAGAGUCAUCAACUUAAAAGGCCAGACACCCAUCUCCCGCCUGGUGGCUCUGCUAGUGAGAGGACUUGGAACAGAAAAAGAAGACUCCUGCUUUGAGCUCCUCCAUAGAGCUGUUGGACAGUUUGAAUUAAGGAAAAACGGCAUCAUGCCCCGAGAAGUGACCAAAGACCAGCAGCUGUGUGAAAAACUGACUGUGUUGUGCUCAGCACCAGGGACGCUUAAAACCCUCGCCCGCUACGCUGUGCGCCGUAGCCUCGGUCUCCAGUACCUGCCCGAUGCAGUGAAGGGUCUCCCACUGCCAGUGUCUUUGAAGGACUACCUGUUACUCUUGGAGUAGCCUGGAGGAGGCAUUGCUGCCGUCAUGCGGACGGCUGUGGGUGAGGCUUCCUUGCCAUCCUGUCUCUUUGUUGUGAACACAGAAAAGAAGGUGUUCCUGCUGUGUGGUUUCGAGAUUUGAGGCGACACAUAACAGUGACGUAUGCAUCGCCUCCCCUCCCAUCCCAAGCAACCAAACCAAAAACAUUUACCUCACUUGUUUGCCGUGUUAUUGCUUAGUUGCUUUUUUAUAUUCAGCCCUGCAAAAGAAGUCUCCCCAGAUCCCUCAGUCACCAGUGUAACCCCCUUUCCUAGGAAGAUGUCAUGUUCUUAGAGUGUACAGUUCCCUUUGGGGCCGUGGUGUAGCACGGUGACAGAGUUCCUUCUGAAAAUUUCUAGUUGAUGUGACAGCUAACAAAUUAAUACCCCCAGUUAACAAGAAUUAUGUUCCAAGGAUGAGUGCUUGAACUCCAGGUGCGGUGUAGAUGCAGAAUUUGGCAUUCAGGAGCACUUCCAUAUGGUACCCAGGGGCUAGUCAUCCAGUAGUUGGGACUUCACCCAGAUAUCUGGCUGUUCCCCUUAAAAAGAGACACUACUUCCCAGCAGUCCCAGAAUUACCAGGCCAUCCUUCUAAUGUGGCUCUUUCCCUGAAAAGUCCUGUGCACCAAUGAGCUGAGGGAGCAUCCCAGCAUCCCGCACCUCGGAUAAAGGUCUCUCUAGUAGGGGUGGGGGGGCGGGGGGGGGCCUCACUGCCCUUUCCACAGAGCUUCAUUCCUUACGAGUUUGCAAUUUUGGUUUUGUUUGUUUUGGUUUUUGUUUUUUUCCUACUCUCUUGGAACCUUUGCUUUUUUAUUGAGCUAUAGAAAAUGGUGGGGUAAGUGGAGCUGGGGACAGAAUACAAAAGGGGUUUUUUGGAACUGGCCUGCCUACCCUAAAAAGACCCAUUUCUGUGAACAAAGCUCCUCUUUUUCGUGUUCUUAAACUAGAUGAAGUUGGUUUUGACCUUAAGUGAUCUGUAUGCAAGUUGGAAAGCACUUUUUAAAAAGCUGGCUGGAGACUACACCCAAAUGAAUAGAACCUUCUGACGCAGCUAACUCAAAAACGUGUGCCUGCUUUUGUUCUUUCUGUUGCUGGGGUUUGCCCAUUUGAAAAAAGAAUAAAUAAAUAAUUCUAAAAGCAAA